AUGUCUCAAUCAGUGCCUUCGAGAACGCCUACUGUCAAACCAUAUCUGGAUGCUAUUCGAGCAACACUUCAAGCAGCAUUCUGCAUUGAGAAUUUUGAAUCACAACUGGUUGAACGGCAUAAUAAACCUGAGGUCGAAGUCAAAACUUCCAAACUGCUAUUGUUAAAUCCAUUGAUAAUUAGUCGAAAUGUCAACGAGCGAGUUCUUAUCGAGGGUUCAUUUAACUCUAUUCGUGUCAGUAUUGCUGUUAAACAAAGUGAUGAACUUAAGAAGCUUAUAUGCAAACGCUUGAUGCGUUUUAUGAUGCAGCGUGCUGAUGAUUUCUAUAUACUUCGUCGGAAACCUGUUCCGGAUUAUGACAUCAGUUUCUUAGUGACGAAUUUUCAUGCUGAAACGAUGUAUACACAUCGUUUAAUUGACUUUAUUGUUUAUUUUCUGGAAGAAAUCGAUAAAGAAAUUAGUGAAAUGAACUUAGCGGUCAGUUCGCGUGCACGUAUGUGUGCAGAUGAAUUUUUGAAGCGAUUCAAUUGA
Adineta ricciae is the source of this 531-nucleotide messenger RNA. NCBI's taxonomy places the organism in Eukaryota, Metazoa, Rotifera, Eurotatoria, Adinetida, Adinetidae. The record is from the annotation of a GenBank genome assembly.